Macrosiphum euphorbiae (potato aphid) is the source of this 435-nucleotide messenger RNA. The record is from the annotation of a GenBank genome assembly. Lineage: Eukaryota; Metazoa; Arthropoda; Insecta; Hemiptera; Aphididae.
AUGUCGUUGAGUAACGUCGCCCGGAAGCUGCUGCUGUCCCGUUCGCGGAUCUUCGGCUCCGGUCUCGCUCCGCCGCCGCCGCAACAGCAGUCUCGCCGGUCCGUCGGCGCGUACGAGAACGACGGCAAGACGUACGUGUCCAUGUUGAACAACAACAACAUAAGGGACGGCAUCAUGAUUUCCGCUUAUAGCCAGUACGGCUUCCGGUUGAACAACGGGUUCGUGGUGCUCUGGCCGGUCGUGUGCUUCGCCAACUCGAUAAUGGCCUGGCGGGUGAACGAUGACCGGGACGUGGGCGUCGACUCGCUGUCGAUGCUGUUCCACCUGGAACCCGCGCCCGCCGUCAUCGUGCUGGGCCUGGGCGAAGGGGCCGCAGCGGAAAUGCCUCGACGGCAAUCACCGCCAGCUGUACCUGAACCGGCGACAGUUGAAUAA